AUGGAUAAAAUGGAUAUCCAUUCACUAUUGAAUAACGAAGAAACUCAUCAACUUUAUGGCCCAACGAGCCCAACUCCAAGUACUUCAAGUGAAUGUACAGAUUCUGAACAGAUCGUUGAUAAUGAUCGCCCAUAUGAGUGCAAUUGGCCGUCCUGUGGCAAAGCGUUCUCAAGGCGCUCUGACCUUGCUCGUCAUCGAAGAAUUCACACUGGUGAACGUCCAUAUCGUUGUGAAUGGGUCGGAUGUGGUAAGCAAUUCAUUCAACGUUCCGCAUUGACGGUUCAUUAUCGUACCCACACAGGAGAACGUCCUCACAUUUGCGAAUAUAUUAACUGUGGCAAAUCAUUUAGUGAUUCAUCUUCUUUGGCCAGACAUAGAAGAACGCAUACUGGAAAGAGGCCUUAUGUAUGCCCACAUUCUGGUUGCGGAAAAACAUUCACUCGUCGCACUACCCUAACGCGGCAUCAGAGACAGCAUGAUCCUCAUUGGAAAGAAUAUAAUACUGCCUUCGAACCACGUAAACAAAGUUCAAAUGAUCAUUUGGCAAUUUCACUGUCGACAUGUAACCGUAGUUAUACUGGAAUUCCAAGUCCACCAAGUCCACCUUCACCUACUGAUUGUUUUAAACAAAUCGAGAUGGUACCUGUCGACCAUAAUCAAUCAUAUCAACAAACUGGUUAUCCAACGGUGUUGAAUAAUAAUAUUCUUCCAGCAAUUAACUGUCUAUAUUUGCCACAGCCAAUUGAUUCAACGAUGUUAACGUCCACUUCACGUAUCACUGCUUUCAAGCCAGUGGUUAAAGAAGUAAAUGAUCCUUACAAAUAUGGAUAUCCGUCCCCUGUGGAAGCUUCUAAUGAUGUUUAUUACACACCAUUGCCUACUCACAUUAUACAUCAAGAGAUAACUGUUACGCAUAUCUUGGUUGACUAA
Molecule: messenger RNA, 930 nt
Organism: Dentiscutata erythropus
Lineage: Eukaryota; Fungi; Glomeromycota; Glomeromycetes; Diversisporales; Gigasporaceae
Source: the annotation of a GenBank genome assembly